Molecule: messenger RNA, 6485 nt
Organism: Bradysia coprophila
Lineage: Eukaryota; Metazoa; Arthropoda; Insecta; Diptera; Sciaridae
Product: cholesterol transporter ABCA5-like
Biological process (GO): lipid transport; transmembrane transport
Cellular component (GO): membrane; intracellular membrane-bounded organelle
Molecular function (GO): ATP binding; ABC-type transporter activity; ATP hydrolysis activity
Source: RefSeq, a predicted model, not a curated record
GGUUUUUCCCUAAACAUAUUUUGUGGUUGUGGUCGCACACACGAGCUUUUUACCCCCAUUUAUGUGUUUGAACUGUGUUUUUAUAUUAACAAAUAAAAUUUAAUUCUGUGUAACUGGAUAAAUAAUUAAUUUAAGAAAAUUUGUGUGUGACCGAUGUCGGAACAAAUCAAAACUAUUUUUGUAGAACACAUUUUCCCAGUUGAAAUUUUCUAAGACAUUUUGGAUCAAAAUUUUCUUCAGCUUAUCGGUUUGUGAAUAUAGUAAUAAACGUGAAAUGCACCGAAACUGACAAUGAAACAGAAUAUUCGAAGUAAAUUUUGUCGUCGAACGGGGAAACUGUAAUCAAUUUCGUUAAUCUGAUUCCGAAGAUUCGAUUCUAUGGUUUUUCAGAUAGAAAAUUCAACUGCAAAAAUGAAAAACUCUUUUAAUGGGUGCACUCUCAGAAGUGCGGUGAUAUCUCCUCCCUGAAAUUUAAUAAAAAAAAGAAAAAUUUGUGUGAUAAAGUCGAUAAGACAAUUUUGGUGUAAGUUUAAAUUUAUCGAAAUUACUCUCGUCGACUAAAUUAAUUAACCGAAAGCAAUAAUCGAAUGAUCGUUGUGCAAUCGCGUUCAAUAUAUUAGCAUCAAGUCAAGGGAUUAUAAGUGGAUUAAGGAUAUUACACAUUUUGAAAAUUCAUAAAGACAAAACGCCACUAAACUUCUAAAUACAUUCGAGCGCAUACACUCAUACAUACACCUAGGCAGUAAUAUCAAUUAGUCUGAAAUCAGAGGUUAUUACUCGUCAAUCAAAAUGAUUAAGUUAAGGUUUUGUUUAUUUCUCCAAGGUGAAAUAAAUAUUUGAACAAGUGGAACACACCACUGUGAUUUGGUGAAAUAUUCAGCGAUUGUUCAUGCGGCUAUAUCACAGAACGAUUGUAAAUAAAAGAUAAUCGAUAUGGUUAACGAAUACAUGGGGACGAGUUCUUUUAUGCAACAGCUUCGGGCCACAUUGAUUCGGAAUGUACGCCUAAAGUUACGAGAUUCCAGGAAAACAAUAGCGGAGGUUUUUCUACCUUUGUACACGUUAGGCACCCUAAUAGUACUGAAGAUUCUCAUACCAAAUCCAAAUUUUCCUGCCAUAACGACCCCUCAGGAAGCUAGACUUUUCGAACAUUUUAAACUAGACGCAAAUCAUACAAUCGCAGUUCUUCCACAUUGGAACUCAUCAACAACAAAGCCGUUCUUGGACUCUGUGAAUGAUUUGUGGCUGAACAUGUCGUAUGGACCAGGUCUGCAUGAGAUCAAUUGGAUGUUUUACGAAACGCAGGAAGAUCUGCUGGGAGCGUAUUGGCGUGAUCCGAAUGCGAUGCCAAUGGCGGUCAUAUUUCACAGUGAUGAUCCGUACAAUGGUCCUCUGAAAUACGAAAUACGUACCAAUCCAUCAUUCGUUGGUACACCACCCACAACGGAGCUUUUCUCAUCACUGGCUGUGUGCAGACAAACUGAAAGUUCUUGGACAUCAGUGUUUCCGAUAGAAGCCGGGAAAUCGUGUCCUUGCAAUCAAUAUUACUAUUCAGGAUUCAUAGCCCUACAAACGCUUUUGGAUUACACAAAGAUUCGGAUAGCGUCAGCUAAUUUAAAGUUACAGGUACCAAUGAUCACACUGGAAAUGUUUCCCAAAGAAGCGUACACUGGCAACUGGAUGGUAGCUUUUCGUGUCGUUAUUCCCAUUUACAUGGUGAUGGCUCUGUCGCAAUUCAUAACAUAUUUGUUGAUUCUGAUAGUAGGAGAAAAGGAAAAUCAUAUCAAAGAAGGCCUAAAGAUAAUGGGUCUACGGGACUCGGUGUUUUGGCUAGCCUGGUUCAUCAUUUAUGGCGUUUUUGUGUUCUUUCUCACUGGCGUAUCCGUUGUGCUUCUAUUUUCACUCGGUGUUUUCCAAUACACAAAUUACUUGCCCGUUUUUGUACUGAUAUUGCUCUACAGCUUCUCCGUCAUACUCAUAGGAUUUAUGAUAACGCCGUUUUUCGACAACUCAAGGACGGCUGGGAUACUAGGAAAUUUUGCUGUAAAUAUUAUGUCCCUCCUGUACUUCAUCCAAGUAUUUUUGGAUGAUUCGGACACUUCAGCAACUUUAUGGAUUGUAUCCUUGAUAUCGCCAACUGGAUUCGCAUUGGCAAUGGAUAAAAUCCUCGUACUUGACAUAUCCGGGCAAGGAGUCACUCUCGACAAUUUAUGGUCUGGUCCAGGCAUUCCAUUAGGUGGUUCCAUUUUUAUGAUGGCAAUCGAUAUUUUACUCUAUGCAGGACUCGCAUACUAUUUCGAUUCGGUCAUACCCAGCGACUACGGAACGAAACGUUCGCCGUUGUUUUGUUUCAGUCGGAAAUUUUGGUGCAACAAUAAAAUACCGAAAGUUCCACUGCUAAAUGGUGAAUCGGCCUCGUCAUUCAAUAAUAUUGACGAGCAUACGAGAGAUGUAGAACCGGUGUCUAGGGAAAUGCGGGGCAAAGAAGCUAUCAGAAUAGUGGAUCUGUACAAAAGUUUCAAUUCCUGCCGGAAGCCCCAAGUUAAGGCUGUAAAUGGCAUCAAUUUGACGAUAUACGAAGGACAAAUAACCGCGAUUCUGGGACACAACGGGGCUGGCAAGUCCACACUCUUCAACAUUUUGACCGGUUUGACAUCACCGUCAUCGGGGACAGCCUACGUUUUCGGAUAUGAUAUAAGAGAUCCGAACGACAUGACAAUGAUUCGCCGGAUGACGGGUGUAUGUCCGCAACAUGAUAUUUUAUUCGAUCAGUUGACUGCCAAGGAACAUCUUUACUUCUUCGCGGCAGUUCGUGGGAUACCAAAAUCCGAAAUCCGAGAUGAAGUACACAAGACGCUAAGAGACAUUGAUCUUCAAGACACAGCCAAUUUGAGAGUGAAAAAUUUGAGCGGCGGUCAAAAAAGGAAAUUGUCCGUUGGCAUUGCUAUCAUAGGUGACCCAAAGAUAAUCAUUUUAGACGAACCCACAGCUGGAGUGGACCCAUACUCCAGGCGGCAUAUGUGGUCAAUACUGCAAAAUAGGAAGCACGGCAAAGUCAUUUUACUGACUACACACUUCAUGGACGAAGCUGACAUACUGGCGGAUCGGAAAGCUGUUGUCUCAAGAGGUCGUUUGCGUUGCUGUGGCUCAUCGUUAUUUCUAAAGAAUAAGUUUGGCAUUGGCUACCAUUUGACACUGGUGCUAGACACAAAUGCUCGCGAAACGGGCAUUACAAAACUGGUGAACCAGCAUGUACCGAAGGCCGAACGGGCUCGUCGUCAUGGCCGUGAGCUGAGCUAUAUAUUGCCUCACGAUGCGGUGGAUUUUUUCGCUCCAUUAUUCUCUGACAUUGAGUCAGAGAUCGUGACCAAGACCCAACGACUGGGCAUAUGCAGUUAUGGUGUUUCUAUGACGACAUUGGAAGAAGUGUUUCUGCACCUGGAAACACAGCGCGAGGAAGAAGAUGUGCCCGGAAACAUGGAGAAUUUGAGUAAGAAGAUGGUACGGAAUCGAGCUUUAAGUAGAAGUUUGUCACUACAGGGACGUAGCAAUAGCUAUGAAUCACUACAGAACGAAAUAAAUCACUUGACCGAUACGAAUGGCAAAGGAACCAUUCGUUCGUUGCCUGAUGAAAGAACAAAUCAAAUGUUCCCGUCAAUAGUGACUGGAGACAAGGGAAUUAUCGAAUCAGUUAUACCAGUCAAAGAAAGUGUAGCAAUACAACCGAGUAAAUCCAGUUGGAUGGAAUUGAACGACGUGAAAUUGAUACCGUCUGUACCUAGAACUCUGUUUGCUCUGCUAAAACUUCGAGUUAUCAUACUGCUGCGAGAUCUGCAGCGCUUGUAUUUGAUGAUAAUUUUACCGCUAGCUUUUACCGCACUCGGUUUGUACCUAAACUCCAUUCAGGUGAUUUUACCAGCCAUGAGGUCGAUCGUACUGGACAAUAACACUUACGACCAAGAAAACGGUCGGAUCGCAAUACACGAUAGUACGGUCAACGAAAAUGGUGACUUUGAGUACAUGGUUCAGAUGCUGAACAGAUCGACAGAUGUAUCCGAAGAGUAUGACGGAAAUUUUUCCAAUUUGCUCGACAUAGCUCCACACAUGGGCGCAUUCGACGUGAAAAUGUUGUCCUCGUCAAAUGUGUCCGUAAUUGCCUUGUACAACGACACCACACAGCAUAGUCUACCGAUUGUUUUAAAUUUGUUCAGCAACGCCCUUUAUCGCAUGAUGACUGGCGAUGACUUUCAGCCGAUCGAAAUCCGAGCACAUCCGUUCCGGCAGACCACUCAGCCGCAGGAAUUCAAUUUGGGAACAUUUUCGUCUGCUCUGUUCAUUGGAAUGAUUUUCGUGUUGAUUCCGGUCAGUUUGGCUGUGGAUAUGGUCUAUGACAGAGAGAUGAAAGCGAAAAAUCAGCUGAGAGUCAAUGGUCUUAGAGCUAGCAUGUACUUUUCGGCAUAUUUCAUCGUGUUGUCGGGACUAAUGAUCAUAAUAUGUGCAGCACUGCUGGGAAUGGUCUUCAUAUUCGACAUUCCAUCGUUUAGACAGCCUCCAGCCCUGUUCACAUUAGGCAUGCUAGUAUUCUUAUACUGCCCAGCGGCUAUACUUUGCUCAACAUGUUCGUCGUACUUCUUUGAUCGGACCGACUCGGCACAGAGCUUUUUACCCAACAUUCUGACGUUCAUUGGACUUAUUCCGUUUAUCUUAGUGUCAUUUUUGGAUAUGUUGGGAAUAGAAGUACAAGCUGCCAUCGCAUUGCACUACGUUUUUUCGUUGCUGAAUCCCAUGUACAUUCCGUAUGCAGCGGUCUAUUUCGUUGAUCGAGUCUAUGUGGCUUGUCGACUGAGCAGUGCCUGUGCUGAAUUAUCGUUGGCAGACUAUAUGACCGAAGAAGUAAUUGUCAUGGGAAUAGGAGCCAUUCUACAUGUGCCAAUUUGGGCUUUGUGUUUGCGUAUCGUAGAUAUUAGUAAGACUGGCGGCAAGGUUCGUGACGCAUUUCGCAGCAAAAAGAAGUUGGAGUGUGAUGACAAUAGUUCAGUCGAUGAUGUCAUUCCCGGCGAAUAUGAAGACAAUGAUGUUCGCAACGAAAGAGCUCGUAUAAAUCGUUUGUGUACCGAACAACAGCACAACGCUGCUACCGUACAGCCCGUAGUCAUUGUGCGCAACCUUCGGAAAGAAUAUCGUCCCAAGACCAAUUGUUGCGUAUCGAAUUGUUGCUGUUGUCUUCAAGAUGAAUCGCCGAAGCGAACGAAAGUGGCUGUAAGAUGUUUAUCGAUUGGGGUUGAUGCUGGUGAAGUGCUGGGAUUGUUAGGUCACAACGGUGCCGGUAAAACAACAACAAUGCGCAUCAUGACUGGUGAAACAGCUCCGAGUCGUGGACAAGUUAAAAUUGGCGGUCACAAUAUUACAAUCAAUCAAGACGAAGCAUUCAGAACGUUAGGCUACUGUCCGCAGCACGAUGCUCUGUGGAAGAAUAUUACAGUCCGGGAGCAUUUAGAAGUGUAUGCAGCUAUUCGUGGUGUGACGCGGAAGGAUCUGCCGCGUGUCAUCAACACCUAUUUACACGGACUGCACAUCGCUGAACAUGCAAAUAAGCAGACCCAGCACUGUUCCGGUGGUACACGAAGAAAAUUAAGUUACGCAAUGGCAAUGGUCGGAUCGCCGAAAGUCGUGCUGCUUGACGAGCCCAGCACAGGAAUGGAUCCCAAAUCCAAACGGUUCCUAUGGGAUACGAUACUCGCUAGUUUUCAGGGGUCACGUGGAGCUAUUUUAACUACACAUUCGAUGGAAGAGGCAGAUGCACUGUGUUCAAGAGUUGGUAUUAUGGUUAAAGGAGAACUCAGGUGCCUUGGUUCAACGCAGCACUUAAAGAACCUUUAUGGGGCCGGCUAUACGUUAGAAGUUAAAUUAAAGCACAUCGAAUACCUACAAACGGAAACAUCAAUCACCAGCGUCAACGGCAUCGACAUCCAGCCGACAUCGUUUGACAAUACCACAGAGCAAGAGGAACGAACCGGAUUGUUGCGUGCAUUCGUUUCGGAUAUGUUUCCGGACGCCUGUUUGGAGGAGAGCUUUGCCGAUCGUUUAGUGUAUUCAGUGCCGCAGAAUGCUGUGAGUUCUCUGGCACAAUGUUUUUCCAAAUUGGAAAGAGCAAAAACGGAGCUGGACAUCGAGGAAUAUUCAUUUAGUCAAACAACAUUAGAGCAAGUAUUUCUUAAGUUUGCCCAUUACGAUGAGGACGCGUUGGACGAUGUGUAGAGAAUGAUGUUCUUGUAAGUGAUUUGUUGAAUGAUCAUUUUGUGGAAGAAUUUUUAAUUUGGUUUUAAACAGUGAGAAAGUGGAAAGAAUCUUUUUCGUUGAAAUAUUUUGAAUCAUAGGACUUGCAUCACGUUCCUCUAUCAAGAGGAAUCAUUUUUCUUUCUAUAACUUUGCUAGCCAAGAACAUCUCAAACGAUUUGAUAGUGAAAUAAAACAAACAAAAAUAA